This is a messenger RNA of Centropristis striata (black sea bass), 2540 nucleotides long. It is a transcript of the gene dus1l, whose product is annotated as dihydrouridine synthase 1-like (S. cerevisiae). Bases 184 to 1695 code for a protein of 503 amino acids. The transcript is spliced from 14 exons. Lineage: Eukaryota; Metazoa; Chordata; Actinopteri; Perciformes; Serranidae. Gene Ontology annotation, molecular function: tRNA dihydrouridine synthase activity. The record is from RefSeq and is a predicted model, not a curated record.
CAGACAAACAUCCUUGGAGAUGAAUGUUGUGUAAACUCUUGAUAGUUUGUUCCUGCGGUGCUCAUCAUGUGCUGCAGUUAGCUUUACCAGCUACAGACACUGCUAACACAGCUGACAGGGGAGAAUAUCAACCAAAAAGGAGAGGAAAGACAUGUCAGCUUCGCUCUUUAAAACUCAGCUGCGAUGGCCAAGCUCAAAGGCUUUGAGUUCUGGAAGAAGACCCUGAAAGAAGCACGCUUCGUGGUGGCCCCCAUGGUGGACCAGAGCGAGCUGGCCUGGCGCCUGCUGAGCCGGCGGCACGGCGCUCAGCUCUGCUACACCCCCAUGCUGCACGCUCAGGUGUUUGUCCGUGACGCCAACUAUAGGAGAGAAAACCUCUACAGCGAGGUGUGUGAGGAGGACAGACCUCUGAUCACACAGUUUUGUGCCAAUGAUCCAGAGGUGUUCGUUCAGGCAGCUCUGCUGGCUCAGAACUACUGCGACGCCAUCGACCUCAACCUGGGCUGUCCGCAGAUGAUCGCUAAGAGAGGUCACUAUGGAGUGUUCCUGCAAGACGAGUGGGAGCUGUUAGAGAAAAUGGUCAGGUUAGCCAAUGAAAAGCUGUCCGUGCCCAUCACAUGCAAGAUCCGUGUGUUCAAGGAGAUGGACAAGACGGUCCGAUAUGCUCAGAUGCUGGAGAAUGCUGGCUGUCAGCUGCUGACGGUGCACGGCCGAACCAAAGAUCAGAAAGGCGCCAUGACAGGUGUCGCUAACUGGGAACACAUCAUGGCAGUACGGAAGGCGGUCAAUAUCCCAGUGUUUGCAAACGGCAACAUUCAGUACCUGAGUGAUGUGGAGCGCUGCAUUCAGGAGACAGGAGUACAGGGAGUCAUGAGUGCAGAGGGUAACCUCCACAACCCAGCACUGUUUGAAGGAUGCAGCCCCCCAGUGUGGGAGAUGGCGGAGGAAUAUCUGGAGGUGGUGAGGCAGCAUCCUCCCUGCACUCUGUCCUACGUACGAGCCCACCUCUUCAAGCUCUGGCACCACACGCUACAGAUCCACCAGGACCUGAGAGAAGAGUUAGCCAAGGUGAAGACCCUCGAGGGUUUGGCCGGUGUCAGCAAACAGCUGAGGCUGCGUUGCCAGGAGGAGAUAGCCAAAGAAAAGGAUGUGGAAGAGAAGGACAGCGGCCUGCCGUUCCCCCACUGGAUCUGCCAGCCGUACGUCAGACCAGUGCCAAAGGAGCCCGUAGCCAAUGGUAACAGCCAGGGUUCAGAUGUGAAGAAGAACGUGUCUCAGAAGAGAGCGUUGGAGGACUCGGACGGAACCACUGACACACUCUCCAAAAACAAGCAGAAGAAGAGAUCGCGAAACCCCAACAAGAACUUCUGUCCCGAGCAGAAACCCAAGUAUAUCAAGUGUGAGCAAUGUGGGAACCCAAAGGGAAAUAAAUGUGUCUUCAACCUGUGUCGAGGCUGCUGUAAGAAGAAGGCUUACAAGGAGGUGGCAGACUGCCCGAGUCAUGGACUGAGAUUCAAGACCAAGGCAGACAAACAGAAAGCUGAGGAGGACGGGACGAAGGAGGACGGGACGAAGGAGGACGGGACGAAGGAGGGCUCAGCAACAGAGACAGAGAGAGACAGCAGCUCUCCUCAGCCCCCCACAGAUCCUGGUACAGAGCUGCAGGUGCAGUCUGAGACACAGCCAUCACUAUGAACAGGACACAGGACGUCUCUACACGGACAAACACGUCCCACUCCCACUGCUGAUUAGAUUUACAGGUUUACACCCAGGAAACAUGUUGUCCAAACUGUGUUGUUGGAGGAGAUGCAGUUAAUGAAACUUCAGGUAACGGUGAGUGUACACAGCUGCUCAGAAGAAAUCUCUGGAUGGACACUGAUCAGCAGACCAAAACCAUUAAACUAUUUUUAUGUAUGAUGUGGAUUUUAGCGAGGGGUUUUCGUUUUCUAUAAUUUUUUGGGGGGUUGGACAGUUGGGAAGUGUUUUUCUACUCAUGCUGUCAUCCUUUAUUUUGUAGAUUAUGAUUUUAUGAGAGGUUUGUUUUAGCCAAAUGUGUUACUGAGCCACCAAAGUUAAAAGAUUCAGUAAAAAUACUUAGAGGUUUAAUUUCUUUGAUUUAAGGGCCUGAAUCUGUUGCAUUUUCAACUCAUGUUGACCUGUAUGUGCCUUUUUAAUGAGAAGUACCACUGCCUAUCCAGCUGAGCUGCAGGUCUAACUGACUACAGCGUGUUUAAGGUGCUAUCUGUAUUUUUGUGCAUGCAGUGUCAAGACAAACACAGAUUUUUUUUUUAACCGAGCUGGAUAAGAAACUGCAUAUCACAAUAAUUUAUGUUAGUGUUUAGUCUAGCUUAGCACAAAGGCUAGGCAUUAUUCUAGCUUUAUUUAAAGUUAAAAAAGAAGCAGACAUGUUAAAAAGCCACUUCUGAUCGAGUCUGGCUGCUUCCUGUGAUUCUAGACUUUGUGCUAAGCUAGCACAAACAGGCAAUGCUGUCAAUCCUCGUCAAAUUUAUCUGUGACAUUAAAUAUUUAUGACAAAAUCA